Molecule: messenger RNA, 1976 nt
Organism: Morus notabilis
Lineage: Eukaryota; Viridiplantae; Streptophyta; Magnoliopsida; Rosales; Moraceae
Product: amino-acid permease BAT1 homolog
Exons: 7
Coding region: 187-1770 (527 amino acids)
Biological process (GO): amino acid transport; transmembrane transport
Cellular component (GO): membrane
Molecular function (GO): transmembrane transporter activity
Source: RefSeq, a predicted model, not a curated record
GAAUCAUAGAUAUCACUUUCUUCCUUUACACUUUUUUCACAAUGCUUUGACUUUUACUAGUUGAAAACAAGAACUGUAUUUUGUCAGCACCUUAUUAAAUUUCUCAUCUCCCUCACUGAAAAUUUUUCUCUGCAAAAGAGCAAGUGCUUUUGGAGAUAAGCAAGAAACUGUAUUAUUCUUCUCUCCAUGGGGUACGACUGCUCCGAUGAUCAGGCCCGGCAAAUCCCGGAAAUGGAUUCUGGGGAGAAGCGGCUUAAUGAGCUUGGAUACAAGCAAGAGCUCAGAAGAGAAAUGAACCUGUUCAAGACUCUCGCAAUAUCGUUUUCGACAAUGACCCUUUUUACCGGCAUCACACCUCUGUAUGGCUCGAGCCUUUUAUAUGCAGGGCCUGCAACUCUGGUGUGGGGAUGGGUUCUUGUGUCCUUCUUCACAUGGUUUGUGGGAAUUGCUAUGGCUGAGAUUUGUUCCUCCUUUCCAACUACAGGUUCUCUCUACUUCUGGGCUGCUCAUUUAGCCGGUCCGAAAUGGGGUCCAUUUGCAUCAUGGUGUUGUGCUUGGCUUGAGGCCAUAGGGCUCAUUGCUGGCAUAGGUACUCAGGCAUAUGCAGGAUCACAAACUCUGCAGAGCAUCAUUCUGUUAUGCACUGGAACAAACAAAGAUGGAGGCUACUUUGCUCCUAAAUGGCUGUUCUUGUGUAUGUACAUGGGCCUCACUGUUAUAUGGGCGGUCCUCAACACUUUCGCAUUAGAAGUAAUCGCGUUCAUCGACGUAAUUUCCAUAUGGUGGCAGGUUAUUGGAGGUUUAGUUAUAGUGAUAAUGCUUCCCCUAGUUGCACUAACUACCCAAUCUGCAUCUUAUGUGUUCACAAAAUUUGACAUGGCACCUGAACAAACAGGAGUAUCAAGCAAACCUUAUGCAGUCAUUCUAUCAUUUCUUGUCAGUCAGUAUUCGCUCUACGGAUAUGAUGCUGCAGCACAUCUAACCGAGGAGACGAAAGGCGCAGACAAGAAUGGCCCGAUUGCUAUUCUGUCAAGCAUCGGGAUCAUUUCAGUUUUCGGGUGGGCUUACAUCUUGGCCCUUACUUUCAGCAUUCAGGAUUUUGGCUACCUGUAUGAUACAAGCAAUGAGACUGCUGGAGCAUUUGUGCCAGCACAGAUACUGUAUGAUGCAUUUCAUGGGAGGUAUCAAAGUGGUACCGGAGCGAUCAUUUUACUGUUUAUCAUAUGGGGUUCUUUCUUCUUUGGUGGACUUUCAAUCACUACCAGUGCUGCCAGAGUAGUAUAUGCUCUAUCAAGAGACAAAGGCAUUCCAUUUUCAUCCAUAUGGCGAAAAGUGCACCCAAAGCACAAAGUCCCUUCAAACGCGGUGUGGCUCUGCGCGGCUAUUUGCAUUCUUCUUGGACUUCCAAUCUUGAAAGUCAAUGUGGUUUUCACUGCUAUAACUUCCAUUUGCACCAUAGGAUGGGUAGGUGGUUAUGCAGUUCCAAUCUUUGCGAGAAUGGUAAUGGCUGAGACGAACUUCAAGCCCGGGCCAUUUUAUCUGGGGAAAGCGAGUAGACCAAUUUGCUUGGUGGCCUUCCUAUGGAUUUGUUAUACCUGUGCAGUCUUUCUUUUGCCAACUUACUAUCCAAUCUCUUGGGACACAUUCAAUUAUGCGCCUGUUGCUUUGAGUGUCGGAUUGGGUCUGAUAAUGCUUUGGUGGGUAUUGGAUGCAAGGAAAUGGUUUAAAGGACCAGUUAGAAACUUUGAGACGCAAAAUGAAAAGGUAUAGCAUUGCUUAAAGUUUCGAUUUUACAUACAAAAUGUGCUAGCAUACUUAGGAAAUUUGUUAAGAGUUCUGUUAUUCUCUUGGCAGUACUUUUUCCUACUUUUUGUUUUACUAAUUAUUGUAUGUACACUAUCUAGUAAGAUUCAACCACAAUACACGAAAGGAAUUUUACCAUUUUUGUCACAAGGCAAGGGAAAUUAUUAUCAGUA